AUGGACCCUGCUAAGUUUGGAAUCUCAACGAUACCUCUCAAUCACACCUAUUAUGGCCCAGUGACGCCGGAAGAACUCGCGGGAAAGAACAGUGGGAAGGUUGCUGUUAUCACGGGGGCUAGCCGAGGGAUAGGCAAAGCGAUCGCAACAAACCUUGCCAACUCUGGUGCACAUGUCGCAAUCCUAGACUUGAGCUCACAGGAUCAGUCAGAGACCAAGGCGGCUUGUGAGCGUUUCAAUGUCAAAGCGCAUGCAUAUGCAUGCGAUGUCACCAACGAGGCUGAAGUGCAAGACACAUUCUCCAAAAUCCAACAAGAUUUAGGACCAGUCGAUAUUCUCGUGAACAAUGCGGGCAAGUUUAUGGGCAGGCCCAUGUCCAUGGCAACAUUCAGCACUUUCUGGAAGACAGUUGAAGUGAACUUCAAAAGCACGAUGCUUUGCAGUUUCCAAGUGUUGCCGAUGAUGCGAGAGCGUAAAUCCGGGUGUAUCAUCAACAUUGCAUCAAGGUCUGCUACCGUCGAUACACCGCUUGGCCUAGGAUACAACGAUGCGAAGGCAGCUGUGGUCCGCGCGACGUCUAAUAUGCAGCUAGAGCUCGACGAUGAUGGGUUAGGGGAACAAAUCCAUACUUAUGCUCUCCACCCAGGCGGUGUCAUGACUGCCAUGGGAGCCGCCGCCCAUGAUCCAGACGUCAUCGCCAAAUAUCCUGAGAUCAAAGCAGCGAGGAAAGAGAUCGAGAAAUUAUUCAAAGAUGGCCCCGAGCUAUGUGGCGCGACCUGUGCCUAUCUUGCCUCAGGGCGUGCCAAGUCUCUUAGAGGAAUGUACUUCGACUGUCGACAGGAUAUCGAAAGGGUGUGUGGUGCAGGUCGAAGCACUCUUCAAGCAAAUAAUCUAUAUACUUUAAAGAUGGAGUUUCUGCAAGGCUAUCACAACGAGCCUUGA
Messenger RNA from Exophiala bonariae, 942 nucleotides. RefSeq lists its product as uncharacterized. The record is from RefSeq and is a predicted model, not a curated record. The transcript is spliced from 5 exons. NCBI's taxonomy places the organism in Eukaryota, Fungi, Ascomycota, Eurotiomycetes, Chaetothyriales, Herpotrichiellaceae. Gene Ontology annotation, molecular function: oxidoreductase activity, acting on the CH-OH group of donors, NAD or NADP as acceptor. The coding region runs from base 1 to 942 and encodes 313 amino acids.